Symphalangus syndactylus (siamang) is the source of this 834-nucleotide messenger RNA. RefSeq names its product mitochondrial ribosomal protein S12 (gene MRPS12). The record is from RefSeq and is a predicted model, not a curated record. Gene Ontology annotation, molecular function: structural constituent of ribosome. Gene Ontology annotation, biological process: translation. NCBI's taxonomy places the organism in Eukaryota, Metazoa, Chordata, Mammalia, Primates, Hylobatidae. Gene Ontology annotation, cellular component: small ribosomal subunit; ribosome.
UCGGUGGAAUCAUGGUGCCCGGAAGAGGCUAGAGGCAGGAUUCAGCGUGUCCGCGACCUCACCGCUAGGGCCUGUGAGGGACGGCCCAGACGGCAGGAUGUCCUGGUCUGGCCUUCUCCGUGGCCUCAACACGUGCCUAACUUGUGGCCCAGCUCUGGUUCCCCGGCUCUGGGCCACCUGCUCCAUGGCUACCCUGAACCAGAUGCACCGCCUGGGGCCCCCCAAGCGGCCGCCUCGGAAGCUGGGCCCCACGGAAGGCCGGCCGCAGCUGAAGGGUGUGGUCCUGUGCACCUUCACCCGCAAGCCGAAGAAGCCCAACUCGGCCAAUCGCAAGUGCUGUCGAGUGCGGCUCAGCACGGGCCAGGAGGCCGUCUGCUUCAUCCCUGGGGAGGGCCACACCCUGCAGGAGCACCACAUUGUCCUCGUGGAGGGUGGCCGCACCCAGGACCUGCCAGGCGUCAAGCUCACCGUUGUGCGUGGCAAGUACGACUGUGGCCACGUGCAGAAGAAGUGACAGCUGGGGGCACAGUGGACUGGGCGCCCCUGCAGAACAUGAACCUUCCCCUCCUGGCUGCUGCAGGGUCCUCCGAUGCCGGCCUUUGCACCUCUAGAGGCCGCCACUCAUGGAUUCAAGUCCUGGCUCCGCCUCUUCCAUCAGGACCACUGUUAAGCCACAGGAGUCCUGGGGGUGCAAAGGGUGCCCCUCUGUCAACACCCUUGGCUCCUGUGUUUAGAGGGGUGGCCUGAAGGACCUUUUCUGCUGGGACAAGACACUGUACUGCCCUUUGCUGGGAAGGGGUUUUAAUAAACAGAUCCUGGCGCUUGUGAUGUGAA